AUGCAGCAAUAUCGUCAUGGAAAUUAUUUUGGAUGGGACGAUAUUGGUUAUCAUUUUGUAAUUGGUGAAAAUGGUAAAGUUUAUGAAGGUCGAGGACGGAACAAUGAUACGCACGGCAAGAAAACAAUUUUAUCUAUCAUUUACACUGGCAAUGUUUUUCAUCUUUCAGGUGUUUGUAUGAUUGGUGACUUCAGAGAGGCAUCUCCAAAUGAAAAAGCCUUAAAUGCACUACGUUCAUUGGUUGACUGCGGUGUUAAACAAGGUUAG
This is a messenger RNA of Rotaria socialis, 267 nucleotides long. The record is from the annotation of a GenBank genome assembly. NCBI's taxonomy places the organism in Eukaryota, Metazoa, Rotifera, Eurotatoria, Philodinida, Philodinidae.